This is a messenger RNA of Helobdella robusta, 3962 nucleotides long. RefSeq lists its product as hypothetical. NCBI's taxonomy places the organism in Eukaryota, Metazoa, Annelida, Clitellata, Rhynchobdellida, Glossiphoniidae. The transcript is spliced from 3 exons. Gene Ontology annotation, molecular function: protein binding. The record is from RefSeq and is a predicted model, not a curated record. The coding region runs from base 1 to 3687 and encodes 1228 amino acids.
AUGGAUUUGAACCAGUCUUUGUUUGCCAAGUGUCCCGCUGAUUGCAGAUCGUCAUCGACGAAGAUGGCGAACCAAGAAAAUUUCGACCCGUCAUUCGGCUAUCAUCAAACGAUGAAUAAAUUGUGCAGCGACAACAACAUGCCAACUAAUUACAUACCAAAUGGAGAUUUUAUUCCUCAGAAUGUGGAACCAAUAUUUAUUGAACAGCAGCAGCAACAACAAUUAAGGAUGUCUUCUAAUAGAUACAUAAACGCCAACGGAACCUACCAAUAUAAUACCAAUGCUCCGUUAAAAGAAGCAAAUCAAAACAUGUGGAAAAAUUUUGCAAUGUACACAGACAAAAAUGAAUUUAAAAACCACGGUGAUAUGGUUGCAAAGCACCUCGUUCCAACUGCAGCUCAAAGAUCUUCUUCCAGUAACAGAGUUUUAGAAAAGGCACACGCCAGGUUCGACGCGCUGUUUCUCGGUCUGGCUAACAAGACUCCAGUUUUAGAUGUGCAUCUUGCUAAAAAAAUUCAAAAAUCCAAUGCAAAUGACGAGUAUGCGUUGAAACAAGUUUCCAGCAUAAGCAGCAACAGUCAACUGAGCAUCACUAGGCCGACGAAAAGAAAUAUUCCGCCAACCCGAAUGAUGGCAUUUAACUCCAAGAAUAAAGUUUCCUCCAGAGAUACUGUAUCAGAACGUCGUUCAAAUAAGAAAUUAUCGAUGAGUGCAUUUGUUCCAGGUGUGAGAUACCAAAGACCACCGUCAGUCGAAAGUGGUGUCUGCUACAGAGUGUCUUACCAAGAUCAACAGCAUAAGCAUAAAAAGAGGGUUAAAUCUUUAAAAGAUAAGACUCCUAGGUCGUUAACUUUAGAGAUGUUUGAAGUUGAUGAAAAAGUCAAAGUUGACUCACCAAUUAAACAACCUGAAGAAGAAAUGUCCAUUCUAGGUUUGAAAACUCACUCUCAAAGUCAAUUCAACACAAACAAUUGCAUGAGUGAUGAAGAGAAAAUGAAGUCUCCUAAAAAUAAGAAGCAAUCAAAUAUAAAACCUUAUAGCAUAUUAAGUUCAUCAGGACAAGAAAAAACCGAUGAAAUAAAGUUUCAUUCUUUUUACAACAGCACUUACAGCGAAGGGUCCGAUGAUUCUGACGAAUGUGUAACUAAUGAGAAUUACAAAAAAAUGUCUCAAUUCAAUAACAAUUCAAUUCCUAAAGGAACGUCUUUCGUAUCGUUGGCCAAAGAAAUGUUGAAGAAGAACGGCCAAUCCAGCACUGUGUCGACCGUGAAACAUCAAAAACCCUUCCUGAAUAUGUAUCCUUAUUUGAAAGAAACAGAACUAAGUCGAGUUUUGGUUAGUGUUUCCAAUGAAGAUCUUGACGAUGAAAUGUAUGAUGGGCCAAAGAAUCUUGAGAGAAUGAAGUCGACAAUAAAAGAAAGUGACAAAAUGGCGAAAAUGAAAAUGAGCCGCAGUAGCCUCAAUACUAUUCGCACCUUCUCAUCUAAAAGACCAAAUAAUAUAGAUAAAGUUCAAAUAUAUUCGAUGCCUGCUGAGCCAUCACUGAGGUCUGGUAAUAAGAAGUCUCGUAUGUAUGUUACGUCAAAUUUACCGAUGAAACGAUUGUACGAACCAAUCGGCGUAGUAAAUUAUUUGAUUGAAAAAUACAAAGAUAGGCAGCCAAAAUUAUCAGAAAGCGGUCUCGGCUACGAUCAAACUGUCAAAAAUGUUGUAAAAAUUUUGCACGAUUCCUGGUUAGAACAAACUCAAUGCGAUGUAGCAAUCGUAACGAAAGACGGCGAAAUAAUGGCACAUCAAGCAGUACUCAGCAGUUUUAGUUCUUCCUUAGCAUACCAGUUCAAGGCCAACAAGCCUCAGUGCGACACCAAUGAUGGAUCGCAAGAAAAUUUUCAACAAAUCGCAGUUAUUGAUUUAUCCAAAUUUCCUAGAGACGUGAUAGCCGAUACGCUUCAUUUUCUAUACACGACAGACAUUCAACUGGAUAGUAACAACGUCACAUACUUCAUCCUCGUAGCAAAACGUCUGGAUCUGCUCGUGCUGCUAAAGAUGUGCGAAGAAUAUCUGCUUACUUCCAGCAACUUGGACAACAUCAUGCUUCAUUUUCUGAUAGCCAACAACUGUGAGAUGACCAAAAUUAUUGAAGAAAUGCAGCAGAGAAUCGCGAAAAAUUUUGAUAUAAUAUGGAACAAGAAACAUGUCGUAAAACUUUCCAAGAAUCUUUUAGUUAAUCUGUUAACCCACAAAGAUUUGAACAUGACUGAAGAGAAUAAACUACAAGUAGUGGCCAAGUGGAUCGACUACAACCGGCCAGAACGAUUGAAGUACAUCCCUGAUUUGAUGAAACUUGUAAAUUUUGAAAAGUUCGAGUUGGAAUCGUUAAUGUCUCGUGUGCAACACCUCGAUUGGAUGUUUACUGAUCAAGUUAUGAGAAUCAAGCUAUUGAGCGCAUACAAUCAGAGAUCGCACACGCCUGCAUUAUUAAAAACUCAGUCACCAAUAUCUCUACCUGUUCCUCCGAUUUCUUCCCAUCAACUUUCACAAGUCCCAAAAAGUUCUCCCACGCCUAUAGCAAAAUGUUUUACCCCCAUUCGUCAGAAAGAAAAUUUUCAACAAAUUUCGUCGCCACAUUUGAAACAGCUGAAGAGGUUGUCUCCGAGCCUUGCCAGUCCAAAAAUAUUAACAAAAGAAAUAACGCAAAAAAUGCCGGCUGAUGAUUUGGACGAAAAUGUAUCGUCAACGCGGUCGAAAAGUUUGGUAGCACUACGCUACCAACAAUCACUGCACGCGCAACAACAGCAACAGUAUCAGCAACAACAAAAACUAGACAAUUCUUCAUACAACUACCUACAACUCUCACAACAAACCAUGACCAAUCCGUCGAACACCCAGUUCAGCUGCGCUACACAAACAAUAGAAACUAACGAGGCAGCCAGGUACAAAAAUGACGCAUUCAAUAACUGUCGCCAUAACAAGCACAGUAACUAUGAACCAGCAAAUGAGCCGCAGAAGUCUUUCAUCGACAAUUUUUCACCAAAUCAGCAACAACAACAUCGCGCCCAACAAGCGGCUGAUUCUAAAUUCCUUCAACAAUUUUCUGAGGUUCAACAAAAGAAGCAACAGGCGCAACAUCAGCCAACACAUCAACCAACGCAUUAUCCAUUGCAAACCUUCAACUACCAGCAUCAACAACAUCAACAACAACUUAACCAUGGGGAUUACUUUAAAUCGCCUAGAAAUUACGGAAAAUCCCAGCAGCAACAACCACAACAGCAAGCAUUUACAAAGCGCAUGGAAUCUAAAUGCUAUCAAACAGAUCCUCAACCCCCCGUUAAAAGCCACAAAACUUUUAACAACGGAGUGACGCAAUCAAGCAACUUCAGUUCAAACGCCACCACCCAGAAGAACCAGCCCACCCACUACAUCAGCAUCGGGACUUCCAUGACUCCUAACAUUUCACAGAACGCCAACGACAUGAUGGCCUCCAACACUUCACAGCUUGCUUCAAAACAGACUUUUGGCAAGACCGAACGAGAGGUCGACAGUACAACCAGCAGUAACGAAGAUAAAAAUAAUUGGAAUAAAUCGCAGGGUCUCGUUUCAGUUUAUUCGCCCAAUUACAGACCACCCCCGAAUAAACAAUACCAACUGACCAGCAACUCCACGUCCGUUCGAUAUGUUGAGCUCUGAUCUCUUCUGGCGGAUGCAUCCGAGGCAAGUCUCACAUUGAAAAAAUUAAAAACUUUCUCGCUAAAAACGAUGAAAAAAAUUAAUGAACAUAUGCAGGUAUAAUAAUUAAACUAUAAAUUCAAAUGUUUAAUUACACCGAUAAUGUCACUUCAAUAAGUUUUUAAAGUAAAUUCAAAUGUUAAUUUUGUGAAAAGUUUGACUGGUGACAAACAUCCAUUUUUAUAAGGACUCUUCCAUCAAAUUUUAUUCAAAUAAUUCAUUUAAUAAAACAAUUU